AGCAUUAAUCUAGCAUUUAAAUGUAAAUUACCUGUCAAACUCGCAUAGUAUAAAUGACCUGAGUACAACACGAUUGAUGUAUGUUUAGUGUUUUGAAAAAAAAAGGGACAAAGCCGAAAGAAAAAGAAGAAAAGAAGAUGUAUGUUUAGUGUUUUAUACAACCAUAUUAAAUAUCUCAAACGGAGAAAAUCAAAAACUAUUGGGGAGUUUCGUCUGAAACGCCCUCGCUCUCCUCGGGCUGUUGUCUGCCGCCCUCGCCCAUUGUAGCUGAACUGUCCGUGGCCAACAUGGACGGCUUAAUAGAGUACGCUUUUCCCGCCGGAGAAGAGAGCGACGACAGCGACGAGGAGUGGGAUGUCGGGCGCAAUUUAGAGAAACCUCUCCCGCCUACCGCGAAUCUCAUCAGCCAUGUAGAAGAUAAUGUGUUUAUGUUGAAAAAGGCCAUCAGUAAGGGAGACAUCAAAACAGUUGAAAAGUUGUUGGACAACGGCAUGGAUGUGGAGACCAGGCUUGGUUUUGGUUGGAGUCUACUUAUGUGUGCUGUCAACAUGGCAAACUAUGACCUGGCCAAACUCCUACUGGAGAGGGGAGCCAGUGCUAACUUCAGCAAAGAUAAUUGGACGGCGCUGAUGGCCAGCUGCACGGCAUCUGCCAGUGAAGACAAAAUCUCUCACUGCAUGGAGCUUCUGUUGUCCAGAAAUGCUGAUCCCAACGUGGCAAACAGAACACAAAUGACGUGCCUGAUGCUGGCAGCCAGGGAAGGAUACAGUAAGAUCAUCAACCUGCUGCUCUCCCACGGAGCUGACGUCGACCUCCAGGAGGAGAACGGACACACGGCUUUGUCUAUAGCAGUGAGGUACGGUAAAGAAAAUGCAGUCCUGAAGCUGCUGCAGCUGGGAGCCAACACAUCCAUAAAGAACAACGCUGGCAAAACCCCCGCUGACCUGGCAGUGACCUUCAAACAUGCCCAAAUCGCCAAGAUAUUGGACUCUUCUUCCAACAUUUCUCUCAUGCAAUCCUCCAGCACCAUGGAGGAGAAUCUCUCAGAGUUCUUACAAACCAACUCAGGUUCUCCAUCCUCCAAAGAGAGUGUCACCAGGCUUGACGGAAUUGACGUUUUUCUGCACGGACUUGAUCUUGGUUUUCUCUCUGACAUCCUCAAGGAAAAUGACAUCACCUGGGCCGACCUGUUGACCAUGGAGAAGGAAGACCUGGAGAAGAUUGGAAUCACAGUCCCUGAACAUCAACACAAGCUGAUGAAUGCUGUGCAACAGAUGCAGCUGAACAAAAUAGACAUGGGCACAAUCAUCCUGCAGGCCCGCACUGUUGAAAACACAGAGCUGCUAGAUUUCCUGAUUAGCAUUCAUCAGCAGACGUGCAUUCUGACCCAGGCAAUUCACGACCUUACCAAACGCUUCCCUAAAAGAGCUUCUCAGCUGGUGUUUUCACUGGACCCAGACCAAGAAGCCCAGGCCUUGUGCAACAAGCUGGAGGUCCAGGCUAAAGACCUGCAGAAGGAAGUGGCCAACCUCCGCUGUCUGCUGUAUCAGAUGGAAAAGGCUGAAGGCUGCUGUAACGUUCCUAAAAUCCACAUCAAGAAGAAGCAGCAGUGGUCCCUGAGCAGAGUGGCCCUCAGUGUGGCUGGAGCCACCUCUCUGGUGUUUCUCUACAAAGCUUUUUCUGCUCGUGCUUCUGUGUUCAUGUAGAUGGACGACAGUGGACAGUGGACAGUGGACAGUGGACCUCAGGAUGUUGUUUAUGUUAAACUAACAGUUCAUAUGUUUUUUUCUCCGUUAUUUUUGAAGCCUUUACGUUAAAGUGUUAAAGUUUGAGAAACAUAUUUUUGUACGUUUCAUCUAAAGAUUGAGUUUUAGUUCUUUAAAAAAAUUUGUGCAAAAUGACAAGGGUGGAGUGUGAUUUUUUUUUUCCUAUGAAAUAAACUUAACUUUAAAGGCAGUUUAAUUAGUGACCUCCAAAUUAAGUUGU
Cynoglossus semilaevis (tongue sole) is the source of this 1986-nucleotide messenger RNA. RefSeq names its product ankyrin repeat, SAM and basic leucine zipper domain containing 1 (gene asz1). Gene Ontology annotation, cellular component: pi-body. The transcript is spliced from 13 exons. The coding region runs from base 288 to 1706 and encodes 472 amino acids. Lineage: Eukaryota; Metazoa; Chordata; Actinopteri; Pleuronectiformes; Cynoglossidae. Gene Ontology annotation, molecular function: protein binding. The record is from RefSeq and is a predicted model, not a curated record.